Lingula anatina is the source of this 1038-nucleotide messenger RNA. Its product is annotated as tyrosine-protein kinase receptor Tie-1-like. Lineage: Eukaryota; Metazoa; Brachiopoda; Lingulata; Lingulida; Lingulidae. The record is from RefSeq and is a predicted model, not a curated record.
AUGAAUGCAGGCAUUCCCUUUAGGGUGUUCUUCCUCUUUGCAAAUGUUUUGGUGAACAGAGCUACAACGAAGGGUGCAAGUAAGAAAGAAACAGCGUCUCCGAGUACCGCGGGUUUGUCCAAGGAGACAAUUAUCGCUGUUGGUGCCGGGGGCGGAGGAGGGGUGCUGCUGGUUACUAUCAUUGUCGCAGUGGUCUGUGUGAAAAAGAAAGGCAAGGGGAAUUCCACUUCAGAAAGUGCCACUGAAGGUGUUCAGAAAGACUUCAUACAAGAGAUGGAGACAAUGACAUCAUUGGUGCCACAUGAAAACGUAGUGAAGCUGCUGGGUUAUUCUAAAACAGCUCCAGUUUUUAUUGCCCUUGAGUUUAUGGCUAACGGGAGUCUGAAGACGUUCUUAUGCAGUAGUCGCAGUGAUAAUAUCUACGGGAACCUGCACGGUGGAAGCAGUAGACUGACGUCCAGAGACCUCCUCACUUUUGCUGAACAUGUAGCUAAGGGAAUGUCACAUGUUGCUAAGUAUGGGUUUCUUCACCGUGAUCUUGCUGCCCGCAAUGUCCUCGUCAGUGAGUCCCUUGUGUGCAAAGUGGCAGAUUUUGGACUCGCGAGAGAUGUGAUUGAGAGUCGAGAGUACCUGAGUAAAUUGCAGGGCCCCCUACCGGUGAGAUGGAUGGCCCCAGAGUCUCUGUCAGACAGUUUGUACACCACAAAGAGUGACGUGUGGGCCUAUGGUAUACUGCUCUGGGAGAUUGUAACCCUGGGAGCGACACCUUACCCCACCAUGGUUUCAGCGAGAGAUUUACUGAAAGAAAUUGACCAAGGUUACAGAAUGGAGAAACCAAAACACUGUACACCGGAAUUAUACCGUCUCAUGACGUGGUGUUGGGAACGAGAUCCCGGACGUCGUCCGACAUUUGAGGAGUUGGUUGUCCACCUGGAAAAAUUACUGAGAGAAGAGGUGACCACUCACGUCGAUCUGAACCAGUUGUCUGAGAACGCCUAUGGCAACAUUGAGAACAGGAUAAAGGGAGAGAAACUGUGA